This is a messenger RNA of Plasmopara halstedii, 150 nucleotides long. RefSeq lists its product as uncharacterized. The record is from RefSeq and is a predicted model, not a curated record. Bases 1 to 150 code for a protein of 49 amino acids. NCBI's taxonomy places the organism in Eukaryota, Oomycota, Peronosporomycetes, Peronosporales, Peronosporaceae. The transcript has 2 exons.
AUGGGUCGUGCGGCGCAGCGACUAUUGAUAGCACAAACUGGGGAUGAGGGUGGACGACCGCCUCGACAUCCAAGUCCAGUGCAAAAGUCAGCAUCAAAGAUUUAUAAUCUGGCUUUUUCAGCACUUCAAUUGCUGAAGCAAAAUGGGUGA